Sordaria macrospora k-hell is the source of this 453-nucleotide messenger RNA. RefSeq lists its product as uncharacterized. The record is from RefSeq and is a predicted model, not a curated record. NCBI's taxonomy places the organism in Eukaryota, Fungi, Ascomycota, Sordariomycetes, Sordariales, Sordariaceae.
AUGUCUACCAACACCAUCUUAUUUCCCAAAGACGCCAACAUGGCCAUGGAUACCACUACAACCUCCAGCGAGCCCAUGGACAUGGACAUGACAACCGAACAAAAGCCCAGCUUGUUUGCCGCCCCCUCAGCGGACAACAAGAUGGCCGACAUGUCAGCAGCAGUCACCAAGUCGGACUCGAUGAAGACCUUGGAGUACCACCGCCAGGUCUUGCAAAACAAGAUGGAGAUUGACCACACCAAGUACGUCUCGCCGUCGGACAACAUCAUGAGCCCCUGCACUGCCAAGCUCAGCGCCUUCCGCAGCAAACAGGCUGGAAAGGUCAAGCCGAAGUCGCUCUUCGCCCAAGCGUCGGCUAAGAAACUCGAGGGUACGACCGCCACCGGCAACACUGGCUCCGUAGGCGCCACGGGUCCCGUCAAUAACGGUCUUUUCGGAGUGAAGAAGGAUUAG